AUGUAUUCGUCCUCAAAUUCUUUCUUGGGCGGCACGAACACUGGCCGUCCAGGUCCCGCAGGCUUUGGACAACAGCAAUCGUUCGGGCCCUUUACCCAAGCUCCUCAACAGCAGACGCCCUUCGCUCCGCAGCCUACCGGUUUCCCUGGACAGUUGCAAGUACAACAGACUGGCUUUCCAGCAUAUGGACAACAGCAAAACUUUCAGGCUCCUGCUCAGCAACCUCAGUUUACAGGAUAUCCUGCCCAGAACCAACCCCAGCAGCCGCAGUUUCCCCAGGCGCCACCUUUCCAGCAGCAGCCGUCGUUUCAAGCUACUCCCCAGAUACAACCACAGCCCACAGCUGCGCCGCUCCGACCUCAUCAGACCUCCUCGCAGAUUGCACAAUCUUUCAACACCGGUACCUCUACCGCAGCUUCGUCGAACAGAGGCGCAGGCAAAAGGUCGAGCAAGAUCCCUAAUAUUCGGCUGUCGUUCAUCACGGCCACAGACCAGGCCAAAUUUGAGCAACUUUUCAAGUCUGCCGUCGGAGAUAGUCAAGCUUUGGAUGGAGAAAAAGCUAGGGAUCUACUGCUGAGGUCGAAACUGCCGGGUAGCGACUUGUCGCGGAUAUGGAUCUUGUCAGAUACCACGAAGUCGGGGCAACUCCUGUUCCCGGAGUUCGCGUUGGCCAUGUACCUGUGCAACCUGAGGUUGACUGGAAAGGAGCUGCCGUCCAUCCUACCAGAGAAGAUCAGGAACGAGGUAUCAAGCAUGGUUGACAUAAUCUCAUUUGGCGUGCCCGACGAGAAGCCUCUUCCACCGCCUCGUACCAACGUGCCAGACUUCGACGCACCUCUGAGGCAGAAUGCUGUCUCGCCUCCUGCGCCUCAAGCACCACAACCGAAGCAGCCCUCAAACCAGCAGCUAUUGACGCAGCUCACUUCCCAGCCAACUGGAUUCUAUAACCAGGCAACGGGCUUCCAACCUGGUCUACAGGCGCAACCGACGGGGUUUCCUGGGCCUUCUCAGGCAAUGCAAAUGCAACCGACAGGCUUCAUGAACAAUCCUCAGCCUACAGGUUAUACUGGCCCUCGUCCGCCUCUGCCGCCCAUGCCAACAGGGUUCGCAAACAAUAUGUCGCCUCAGCAGACCGGACCUUUGCAGGCACAGCCUACCGGUAUACCUGGUCAAUGGGGUUUCAUAAACACACCCGCCGGAGGCUUACCGAAUAUUGAGGCACUACAACGGCAACUCAUGCCUCAGUCUGGCCGAGAGGGCGGGUUCACCACGCAAGGCUUAGCCGGCAGCGCCAAAGUUGCCUGGGCCAUCACCAAGGAGGAAAAGAAGAUCUACGACGAACUGUUUCGCGCCUGGGAUGGUUUGGGUAGAGGCUUUAUCUCUGGCGAUGUCGCGAUUGAGAUCAUGGGCCAGAGUGGACUUGAGCGGUCUGAUCUCGAACGCAUUUGGACGCUGGCAGACCCCAGCAACAAAGGCCGCCUGAACAUGGAUGAGUUUGCUGUAGCUAUGCAUCUCAUCUACCGCAAGCUGAAUGGUUAUCCUGUUCCUACGAGACUGCCACCUGAGUUGAUCCCUCCGUCAACCCGGUUCAUCAAUGAGUCAAUCAAUACAGUCAAGUCGCUUCUGUCACACGAUGCUGAGGCCAGGAAAUCAUCGGGGGCCUUCUUGCAACCGCAAAGGACUGGGGUAAGCUACCUCAAAAAUCACUCAUUCCGCAGCGCGUCGAGCUCUCCUGGCUUCGGCCGCAAAGACGCCACAGUCUUCCGCAACAAUGAUGACGAUAUUGGAUACCGUUCUAGUGCACGGCGCCGCCUUGGAGCCGGGGGACGUACUCCAUCCCCUGCGCAAUCGUCCGAGGUCACCGAGUCGUACGAUGACAUGACCCCCGACCAGAUCCGGAAGAAGAUCCGCGAGAAGAAGAUUCUUUUGGAGGCUACAGACUUUGAAGACGAAAGACAGGCAGAGGAUGAAGAUGUUUUGGACCGGAGAGACAGGAGAGAAGCAGAAGACCUCUUCCGACAGAUUCGCCGUGUGCAAGAUGACAUUGACACUCAUCCUAAAUCUGAUCUGGUUGGAUCGGACACUGGUGCCGAGAGGAGAGCCAUGCGUCGAGAGUUACAGCGAUAUCAAGAUCGUCUACCUAUGUUGGCAUCAAAUGUUCGAAAAGUUGAGAAGAGCAUUGCGGAGGCUAAGUUACAGCUAUUCCGGCUGAAAGAUGCCAAAGCUCAUCCGAACAGCACGUCGAACAUUGUUGGGACUGGUCCCGGCGGUGCGGUGACGGAGGCUGACCGCAUCAAAGCACGUGCGAGGGCCAGGAUGCAGGCCCGAGCUGCCGAGCUGGCAGGACGACCGGUCCCCGCAGCUGAUGAUGAGGGAGCUGCGCAAAGACGUCUUGAACAAGAAUCAUCCAAGAUCAGGUCCGAUCAAGAACGGCACGAAGCCAUGACUCGAGAUGUGGAGGAUAGUGUCAAGGAUUUUGUUUCGAGUCUUGAGGAUGGCCUGCGCGAGCAAGGUGAAAGUGCAAGCCAGGAGCAUGAACGAAGACGGUGGGAAGAAGCUUUGGGCGUGGAAGAUGAAAUCAAGGAGCUCAUCUAUGAUCUCCAACGAAGCAGUAGGACUGCUAGAGUCCGCAAAGAGGAGCAAUCACGCUCCGUCCGACAACCGUCUUUGGACCAUGUCCGUGAAGAGUCGAAGCCCGCAAAUGGAGAUCUACCUUCUCGACCUGCGCCGACAACCACCAAUUCGUCGUCUUCCGUCACACCCAGCCUAUCGCACCAGGACCGUAUCGCCUCAGCAAAGGAAAAGGCCUUGCGGCGUAUCCAGGAAAGGAUGGCGGCAGCUGGUCUCAAACCAGCAGGCGAAAGCGGUGAAACGUUGCAACAACGACAGGAGCGAGAGAAACAAGAAAGAGCGGAGCGGUUGCGAAAGGCAGAGGCCGAGGACGCAAAGCGCGAGGCCGAGAGACAGCAGAGAUUGGCCAAUGAAGGAGUGGCACCUCCCAGUCCCAAGGCCGUCAAGGCACCCCCUCCACCACCCACCAGAAAGACGCGACAGGACAGCUCCGAGACAUCGGACCGCAAAGCCGCCGAGGAGGCAGCUCGUGCCAAGGCGGAAGAAGAGGCAGCCGCACAGAUUCGGGCCCAGCAGGAGAUUCAACAACAGGAGCGUGAACGACUUGAGACUCAAACCAAAGAGGGCGAGGACGAGCUCGAGAAGGAACGUGAAGCUGCUCAGGCUCGUCUGCGUGCUCUCGAGGAGCAAGUCAAGGCCGGCAAGAUCAAGAAACAGGAGGAGAAGGCCCGAAAGAAGGCGGCCGAAAAAGAGGCCAAGGAGAAAGAAGCCAGGCUCGCAGCUCAGCGAGCCGAGCUUGAAGCGGCUCGCGAACGGGAACGACAACUCCAGCUCCAGCUCGAGAAUCUGGGCGAGUCAUCCUCUGAUGAUGACGAAGGUCCGGAGCAGAUCACACCUCAGGAGAGUACACCGGCCACGAGUCAGGUUCUUCCCAGCACAAUCUCUUCACCUCCACCAGCAGCUCCGCCAGCAGCGCCUUCUACCAGCAGUGGUUACGAGGCGACUCCUCUUUCUAGCCCGCCUGCUGAAGAAUCGAGGAACCCAUACUUCAAAAAGCGGACUCAGUCUUCGGAAAAUGCGCCACCAGUAUUCUCCCCACCUCCUGUGCCGCAAACUCAACCAUUCUCACCUCCCGAGGCCCCGCCGGCAGCGCCAGUCGAUCUGCCGUCAACAAAUCCGUUCCACAGGAUGGCGCAACAAGAGGCUGCGAGCCCGCUCAUACCCAACUUUACGGGUAAGCUGCUGUCCCGGCGUCGUCCCGAAGAGGAUGAGUGGUCAGCAGCUGGCUCCAAUAAAGGGGACUCUAGCGAUGAAGACGAGCCUCCGGCCAGCGGAUCAGCGAAGCACUUGGCCUCCAUUCUUUUUGGUACGAUGGCGCCGCCGAGACCUCUUUCAGCCAUGGACAGCAAGCCUGAUACACCGGUUCAAGAACCAGCUCCAGCCCCAGCCCUAGCUCCUUUGUCUACCGAUUCCGCUCCACCUCCGCCACCAUUACCGAGCAGUGAUGCUCCGGCCGAACCUUCUCCUCCGCCUACGAUUCCAGGGUCAUUUGAGGAAGCGAGUGCGCCUCCUCCGCCUCCCCCACCAGCUCCUGGAUUCGGGGCACCAAGCGCGCCUCCGCCGCCGCCGCCCGUCCCUGAAUCUGGAGCCUUCAGCGCACCUCCUCCGCCUCCACCAUUUCCCGAUACUGCUGCUCCUGGAGGUCCACCCCCACCUCCUCCCAUGCCCGGCCCGGCUGCCGCAGCCCCGGCUAUCGGGUCACUUUUGGGCGAGAUCAAGAAAGGGAAGGGACUACGCCAUGCUCAAACGAAUGAUCGUAGCACAAGUUCUAUAGCGGGGAGGGUUUUGAAUUGA
Molecule: messenger RNA, 4425 nt
Organism: Capronia coronata CBS 617.96
Lineage: Eukaryota; Fungi; Ascomycota; Eurotiomycetes; Chaetothyriales; Herpotrichiellaceae
Exons: 3
Coding region: 1-4425 (1474 amino acids)
Biological process (GO): endocytosis; endosomal transport
Cellular component (GO): plasma membrane; cytoplasm
Molecular function (GO): protein binding; calcium ion binding
Source: RefSeq, a predicted model, not a curated record